CAAUAUGAGAAGCGCAAACCUAAGAUAAAUAUAUUUCACAGAUGAAGAUAAUUUUCUCUUUUUGGUGUCAAGUUUACUUUUAGAAAACUUUUUAUUAAUAAUAAGUAUACAUAGCCUACCUAAUAGGUUAGGCAUAAGUCAGUUUUUCUUUUAUUCUUUUUGUUAAGUCAUAGUUUUAAGGACUUGUUUUCACUAUUGGAGUGGUCUGAUUCAGGACAAUCUGCUGUGAAAAAUCUAAGAACGAGCCUAGAGCGUUUUGUGUCCCGGGUUGAGAAGUCUCGCGCUUUGAGAAAUGUUACAGAAACUCCAGUCGUUACCGCGUCUGCUGCCGCUCGCCCUCGCCAGUGUGUUUCUGGUGCAAAGCGGGACCAGUGACAUAGAAGUCCAACCAGAGGAAUGGCUCCAGCAGUACGGGUAUCUUCCUCCUGGGGGUGUUCACGCUCAAGCAAUCCGCUCUCCUGAAUCCAUGACCACUGCUAUAUCUGCCAUGCAGAAGUUCUAUGGCCUCACUGUCACCGGGACUAUGGAUCCAGCAACUCUCUCAGCCAUGAAGCGGCCAAGAUGCGGAGUUCCAGAUCAGUUUGGCUCUGAAAUGAAGAGCAACCUACGAAAGAAGCGCUAUGCCACCCAGGGCCUAAAAUGGGACAAAAUAGAAAUCACUUUCAGUAUCCAGAACUACACUCAUAAAGUGGGCGAACAUGCCACACAUGAGGCCAUCAGGAAGGCCUUCAAGGUCUGGGAAGCCGUGACGCCACUCAAGUUCAGAGAAAUCCCAUUCAGUCGAAUCAGUGACAAGGUGUACAAGUUUGCAGAUAUCAUGCUUUUCUUCGCGGAAGGCUAUCACGGAGAUAGCUCCCCAUUUGAAGGCGAAGGAGGUUUCCUGGCCCACGCAUAUUUCCCUGGUCCCGGUAUCGGAGGUGACACCCAUUUUGAUGCAGCAGAGGCUUGGACAACAGGCAACGUUGACCAGGAAGGUUAUGAUGUCUUCCUGGUGACGGUACAUGAAUUAGGUCAUGCUCUUGGUUUGGAGCACUCAAACAAUCCCUCUGCUAUCAUGGCUCCGUUUUACCAGUGGAUGGACACUGACAACUUUGUGCUGCCUGAAGAUGACAGAUGGGGGAUCCAGCAAAUAUAUGGUACUGGCUCCAGUGAGGUGCCCCAACCCCCAGCACCCCGGCCCCCCACUCGCAAGCCAGACCGGCCUUCGUUUGGCCCUGACAUAUGUGAGGGACAGUUCGACACCAUUACUAUUCUCAGGGGAGAGAUGUUCGUCUUCAAGGGAAAAUGGCUCUGGAGAAUACGUGAUGGUAAACCUCUGCAGGGCUAUCCCAUGCCCAUUGGAGACUUCUGGAGGGGGCUGCCUCCCUCUAUCAACGCAGCCUAUGAACGAUCUGAUGGAAAGUUUGUUUUCUUCAAAGGGGACAAGUACUGGGUUUUCAAUGAGGCCAAAAUGGAGGAAGGUUAUCCAAAAAGUUUGAAGGAGCUUGGCACAGGUCUACCAAGAGACAAGCUGGACGCUGCUGUUUUCCACACACUCACCGGCAACACCUACUUCUUCAGAGGAACCAAAUAUUACCGGUUCAAUGAGAAAAGCGGAUCUGUGGAUCCAGAUUACCCCAAACCAAUCAGUUUAUGGCAAGGAGUACCAGAUAAUAUCAAAGGGGCCUUCAUGAGUGAAGAUGGAGCCCACACUUACUUCUACAAAAACAAUAAGUACUGGUUAAACAAUCAGCAGCUGAAGGUGGAGCCAGGCUACCCCAAAUCAGUCCUGACUGACUGGAUGGGCUGUGAAGAAGAGGAGCCCAAGGGAAUGUUUGGCACAGAUGAGGACGUGAUCAUCACUGAGUCAGAGGGUGGAGACAUGGGAGGAGCCAUAGCAAUUGUCAUCACUCGCUAUCUUUUGGCCUGUGUGCUUAUCACUGUGGGGGCUUUGCUUUUUUUCUGGAGAAACGGCACUGCUCGACGCUGCCUCUGCUGUCAACGCUCUCUGCUUGAUAAUGUUUAGAGAUGAACAAGUAAGAAACGAGAAGAGACAAGAAAGAGGAAUACAAGUAGAUGGCAUUUGGAAUGGAUGGAGUGAAUGUCAGACAGUAAAGAUUGGUUUACAGAGAGAGAUUAAAAAGUGAAGGAUGUGUAUUGUAUGUUUUUUUUCCUAUUAACAUGUACUUCCUUGGCAUUAAUAAAAAAUCCAAAAUGGAGUAGGAUAUAAGAGAGACGGACGAACCCCCCCCCCCCCCCAUUCCCGAAAGCCCCCUACACUUUGUUCCUUCUGUAUUCUUUUCAGUUUAUAAUCCCUCCUUUUAUCCUCUCUUAUAAUCUCCCUCCCCAGAACCGAACUUGACUCCAUCCAGGCGGCGGUUUGAUUGAUUGGCGGCAGUUUAUUCUAAUUGAUCCCACUUUGGCGUAUUUAUUUCAGAUUUAGCUUUUUACAUUUCUGAUCCAAUGAAAACCUCCUGCACCCCAUUGCAUUAAUAGUAUGGAAGGACUAUCAUAAUUUAACUUAUGAUUGAAGAUAACUGAAGAUAUUUGCACAAAGUAUGGCUCGACUAUAGAGACUUGCUGUACGUAAAAAAGGUUACAGGUCAAAGUUCAGGGAGAGAGAAGCGGAGCAGCUUCUGUAGUAGGCCAGUUUAAACUGCACCUAUAGAGCAGAGCUUACAAUCUGUUUCGACUCAAAAGACCACUGUUAUUGUAAUGUGUUUGGUACAUUUUACUGUUUAAUUAUGUCAUUAAUGAUUGGCAUUGUUAUUGUUAUUUUUGUUCUCCAUGUGUAGUUUAGCCUAUUUAAAACUGUCAUUUCAAGUCCUGCUGGACACAGGCAGAAUGUGACUUAUUUCAAAUUAGCAUCUAAUCUUUUAAUGUUGGGUUUAAAGGCAGAAACAAAUAUAGAAUUAUUUAUGAACAGUAAUGGUGCUAUGGGUUUUUUCACUUCAUACAUCAGUAUUAGACAUUUCUGAAGUUGUAUUAACAAUGAUAAUGAAAAGGAUAUUUAUAAUGAUAAUGAUAUAGUGUGCAUGUAAAGGAAUGACAUUUUUGCCUCUUUCAUACUUUUUGUACUUGUAAAAUGAAAAUGAAAUAAAGUUCCUUUUUUAACAUUAA
Molecule: messenger RNA, 3099 nt
Organism: Carassius auratus (goldfish)
Lineage: Eukaryota; Metazoa; Chordata; Actinopteri; Cypriniformes; Cyprinidae
Product: matrix metalloproteinase-14-like
Exons: 10
Coding region: 293-2005 (570 amino acids)
Biological process (GO): zymogen activation; skeletal system development; collagen catabolic process
Cellular component (GO): extracellular matrix; plasma membrane
Molecular function (GO): metalloendopeptidase activity; zinc ion binding
Source: RefSeq, a predicted model, not a curated record